Messenger RNA from Aphanomyces astaci, 1280 nucleotides. RefSeq lists its product as hypothetical. The record is from RefSeq and is a predicted model, not a curated record. Gene Ontology annotation, molecular function: monoacylglycerol lipase activity; short-chain carboxylesterase activity. Lineage: Eukaryota; Oomycota; Saprolegniomycetes; Saprolegniales; Verrucalvaceae. The transcript has 6 exons. Bases 1 to 1191 code for a protein of 396 amino acids.
AUGGUGAGUGCUACGACGUCCCUGCUCCCAGAGAUCCCAACUUCCCCCGUCGCACAUUGGAACAUGGAGGUGUACGCCGUUGUGGCGAUCGCGGCCGUCGCGUCGUGGCUCGUGUUUUACUACUUUACGGAAGAAGCGAGCAAGAUUCGACUCGUGUUCAACGAAAGCUCCAAGCUCAACCAGUUCAUCUCCACCAACUGCGCCACGCUUCAGUCUGCGUACCAUCCGCCUUGGUGGGCCAUGAGCGCGCACGUCCAAGUGCUGUUGACAGUCGUGUGGCCCCAAGCCAUGGUCGAAUACUCGCGAGAAAUGCUUCAUCUGCAAGACGGUGGUCAUGUUGCCGUUGACUGGUGCAAAGGAACAGCGCAUUUGGCGGAAGACGCGCCCAUUGUGUUGGUGCUCCAUGGCUUGACUGGUUGCAGCGAUGGCUAUCGCUCGUUCUGCGCCGACGCCCUUCAAGCGGGGUACCGCCCCGUGGUGUUCAACAAGCGCGGGCACGGAGGCUCGACCUUGGCCGUUCCCCUGCUCCAAGCGUUUGGGUGUGUCAAGGAUAUGAAGGAGGUGAUCCAUCACAUCCAGCGCCUCUUUCCGGCUUCGUCUAUCGUCGGCGUGGGGUUUUCCGCUGGCUCGGGGCUGCUGUGUUCGUACUUGGGCGAAACCGGCAAGGACUCCAAGCUCAAAGCAGGCGUGUUCGUUUCCCCAGGGUACGAUUCCAUGGAAUUGUUUUGCAACGGCGGCAUCAACGCCCCGUACAACUCCAUCUUGACAUUCGCCCUCAAGAAAUUCCUUCGGCAACACGAAGACUCACUAGCGUCUACCAUUGACUAUGCCGCCGCCAUGAAAUCUCGGUCCGUGGCCGAAUUCGAUCGACAUGUGUACAUGACGCUGCACGGGUACAAAGACCUGGCGUCCUACUGGAAGCACAACAACCCCAUGCGCUCCGUGGAGAACAUCGCUGUGCCAGUGCUAUGCAUCAAUGCCAAGGACGACCCCGUGUGUCCCUUCGGCCAGAUCAACUGGUCCAUCUUUGACAUCAACCCGAACUCGCUUCUGGCGCUCACAACCUACGGCAGCCACUGCGGGUUCUACGAGCACACGACGGGGUUGCAGCUCAAGUCGUGGGCGUCCAAAGCGUCGCUCGAUUACCUCAGCACCGCGCUGCGAUUCAUCGACUUGGCCCCGUCUACUUGAUCUCGCCCCCCCGCUCCAGUGCAAAUCAAGCCAAAGAUAACGUUUAUGAUGAUAUAUACAGUACAUGAAUAAAAUGCAACGACACUCCC